AUGGCGAACGUAGCACUCCUUGGCUGCACCGGUAUGGUGGGCUCCCACAUACUCACCAGCCUCAUCUCCAAUUCCGCCGUUAAUCGCAUUGAUACCAUCUCUCGCCGAACACCCCCAGCAGCAGCCGAAGCUCCCGCCAAACUCACAACAUUCGUCUCAGAUGAUAGUACCAAGUGGGCCGCGCAGCUCUCGGAAUUGAGCCCAACGCCUGAACUAUUCAUUUCCGCCUUCGGAACUACCAGGGCUGCAGCAGGCGGCUUCGAGAACCAAUACAAGAUCGAGCAUGGAUUAAAUGUGGAACUUGCGCGCGCGGCCCGUGAGGCUGGCACCAAGGUCUGCGUGCUUAUCUCUAGCAGUGGCGCUAACAAGAGUUCUUCUAUCCCGUAUACGCGCAUGAAGGGCGAGAUUGAGGAUGAUAUCAAGGCACUUGGGUUUGAACGGACGGUUAUCCUGCGCCCUGGUUUGAUUGCUGGAACUCGCGAGGAGAGUCGUCCUGCUGAGGCUGCGAUCCGGUUCGUUGCGGGUUGGGCUGGGAAGCUUCACUCUAGCUUGAAGGAUGGAUGGGCGCAAGAAGCGGAUGUUAUUGGUCAGGCUGCCGUUAAAGCUGGGUUGAAGGCUUUGGAGGGUGACAUUCCUUCUGGAGGUGAGAAGGUGUGGUUGAUUGAAGGAAGAAGCAUCAUUGAUAUUGCGAAGGAGUAA
Penicillium malachiteum is the source of this 699-nucleotide messenger RNA. RefSeq lists its product as uncharacterized. Gene Ontology annotation, cellular component: cytoplasm. The record is from RefSeq and is a predicted model, not a curated record. Gene Ontology annotation, biological process: import into nucleus. The transcript has 2 exons. Bases 1 to 699 code for a protein of 232 amino acids. Lineage: Eukaryota; Fungi; Ascomycota; Eurotiomycetes; Eurotiales; Aspergillaceae.